AUGGAUGCUGUGGCCUGGUGUCGCUGGUCCUCUGUGUUCUUGGUGUUCGCCCAAGCAGGCAUGGGUUUGAGUAAUCCUGUGGCCUGGAGCCCUUCCAGCGAAGAACUGCGGUCCCUGCAGGACCUCCUCGAGCGCCUGAAGGAAAAAUUCCCGGAAGGGGAAUUGGAGGCUCCCAUCUCGAGGUCUGACGAGGCAGAUGAUGGCUCCGACGUGGACCUUGUUGACGCAGAAACCCUCUCUUCCAGCCAGCUCAGACUGCAGACUGCAGAAGUGGAGGACCACUGGAUGAAAUUCCUGGCUUCCCCAAAGCGGAGGAGAUAUUUCUCCGGAUGCUUCGGGACCAGGCUUGAGCGGAUCGGGACCCAGACAGGCCUUGGGUGCAAUGUCUACAGAGCCCGUUCUUGGAGGAAACCCAGAAGUUGA
Zootoca vivipara (common lizard) is the source of this 423-nucleotide messenger RNA. The record is from RefSeq and is a predicted model, not a curated record. Lineage: Eukaryota; Metazoa; Chordata; Lepidosauria; Squamata; Lacertidae.